CCCCGCGGGCGCCUGCCGCGCCGCCUCACCGCGCUGCGGCGCCGGGACCCUGCCAGGUACUUUAUUCCAGUGAGAAAACCGACAAAAAUCUGAGCAGAACCACCAGCUAGCACCGUUAGGUAUUAGCGAUGGGAAUCCCGGGCGAGUGCGGACAGGAAGGAGAGCGGGUGUGCGGGUUUCACAGGGUAGGUCUCACGGGUGUCCGCUGCUCACAGGAGAGCCACCCAAAUUUGCUUUCAUUUCUGUUCCUGUUGGGCACGGAGCUGAAAGGAGGGGGUGUCCUGGGGCAGGUGCUCCCAUGGGAAGCACCCCCUGCACGGCAGCCCCCCGAAGAUCCCAGCCCCGAGGGAAGGCACAGGGAGCAGACGUGGGCAGCGACCACGGGGCCUGCCUGCGCUUCAGGCCUCCCAGAACAUGAGAAUUCAUCUUUCUACUCACCAGUGACCGAAUCUGGCUCUGGUUGCCAAAGCCAGCUCUCUCAUGGAGGCGGACAGGGAAACCGCCUGCCCAGACCUUCCCGAGCCCAGCCGCAGGUAAGGAGGCACCGCCGCGGCAGGACAGCAAUCUGUGCGGGCAGCCCGACCAGCAGCUGCCAGCGAGAUAAGGGCGGCGGGGGCCUCCCGUGUCGGGUGGGAACGGUUCAGCUGAGGACACACUGCCAUGCCCAGGGAGCAGCUGCCCGGCAAGGUCACUGGCCUCGAGCGAGCUGGCAGCUCUUGGGCAGCACGUGUGCUCUGGCGGGCCAGAGGCGACUGCAGCGGGCAGGGAAGGCAGCGGGUGCCGGAUACGGGGCAGGACGGACCCUCUUCAUAGCCGGGAGUGUCUGUACACCUGCUAUCGCGGCUGCGAAGGCACCAGCCAAGGGCUGCCCUCUACCCUGCGGGACCACGGUACGAGCAAAGCCCUCCCGCGCAGCAGCUGGAGCUGAUCCACCACAGCCGCGGCUGCUGUGGGGCACAGACCGCACGGUAGCGCCUUGCCGGGGUGCCGGCCGGGGCCUGCCGCGGACAAAGUGCCCCGAGGCGCAGCCCGAUGGCCCCAGAGCCCCUAGGGAGGAAGGGGCCGAGGCUCAAGGUCCGGCCGAGCCCGGGAGAGGGAGCCGCAGCCCGCCGCGAGCCGCGGCCGGCGCCCGCCCGCCUCCACGUGCGCACGCGGCGCCGGGCGCGGGGCGGCGGCGCCACCUGCCGGGCGGGGGCGGGGACUGCGCUGGGCCGGGCCGGGCGGCGGCGCCGCAGCCGCGGAACGGCGGCGGGGACCCCGUCAAGCAGGCCUGGCGGGCGGUUGAGCAGCCAGGCGGUAGCGUGGCCGAGUGGUCUAAGGCGCUGGAUUUAGGCUCCAGUCAUUUCGAUGGCGUGGGUUCGAAUCCCACCGCUGCCAAGUUGUUUUCGUCCCCGCCGCGGCGGCUCCUUUUCGCCCCCCCGCAGCAGAAACGCGGGAGCCGCCGGCGGGGGCGGCCCGGGCCCGGCACGCUACGAGCGGCACUGCCCGGGCCGGGCACGGCGCGCCGGGAGUGCUGCGGCUGUCGGUCACUGUCGUUAACAUCAAUAUUAUAG
Molecule: messenger RNA, 1553 nt
Organism: Motacilla alba alba
Lineage: Eukaryota; Metazoa; Chordata; Aves; Passeriformes; Motacillidae
Product: translation initiation factor IF-2-like
Exons: 3
Coding region: 129-1553 (474 amino acids)
Source: RefSeq, a predicted model, not a curated record